Messenger RNA from Scheffersomyces coipomensis, 3793 nucleotides. It is a transcript of the gene SPA2, whose product is annotated as Spa2p. Bases 341 to 3739 code for a protein of 1132 amino acids. Gene Ontology annotation, molecular function: MAP kinase scaffold activity. Gene Ontology annotation, cellular component: cell cortex of growing cell tip; actomyosin contractile ring; mating projection tip. The transcript has a single exon. Gene Ontology annotation, biological process: bipolar cellular bud site selection; mating projection formation; invasive filamentous growth. The record is from RefSeq and is a predicted model, not a curated record. Lineage: Eukaryota; Fungi; Ascomycota; Pichiomycetes; Serinales; Debaryomycetaceae.
AGUAUACUAAAUGUUAGGCUUAGCUAUAACUAACUAACCAACCACUUAAUUUUCAAUUAAACAAUAUAACUAGUUAGAACAAUAGUAUAUAAGCCAUAAGCCAUAAGCCAUAGUUAAUUCUAUUAGAGACAGACAGACAAAUACGCGUCUUACCUUUUUUCCCUUUUUACAGUGAGAGAAAAUUUGAUUUCUUUUUUUGGAGUGAGGUGGAUGAAACAUAAAACAAAAGCAGCAGCGGUUAAUUCAAAUUUAUAAACAAAUCAUAUUUACAACCAAUAUCACUUUCAAUCCUUCCCCAUCCAUCACCAGUAUCAUUUUAACUGACCAUAUACAAUCAACCAUGAGUGAUAAGGAUUUGGUAUCUCGUUAUAAGGAAUUGAAACAAUUUUUAGAUAUAUCUGAUGAUCUGACUUCAAGAAGUAAAACAAAUCUAUCAAGAGCUGCCAGAGCUAGAGAAAAGUUAUUAAAACUUUCCAGUGCUCAAUUCAAAGAGUUAAGUACUGAUGUUUAUGAUGAAUUGAAACGAAGAAUCGAUGAAUCAAGAGGGGAACCCGAUUAUUUAUUACCAAAAUCUUCAUUCCAUCCAAAGAGAAAUCAAGCAAGACAAAAAUUAUCUUCUUUACCUCAACCAAGAUUUAAAGAUUUAGUAUCUGAUAUCUCUUAUGAAAUUGAAAGAAGAAACUUACAUGUUGAAUUACCAUCGUUUAAUUCGAAUUCCACCACUUCUCCUUCCAAUAAUAACAUAUCAAAUCAUACUAAUAGUCAUUCUAAUGGUAAUGCCUCAAAUCCUUAUGGAUCAUCUAAAAAGGAAUCAUUAACUAAAUCAAUUGAUUUGGAUGUGGGAAGAAAAUCAACUCUUGAAUCAGAUCCAACCAUUAAUAGUUCUCUCCAUAAUCAUAAUCAUAAUAAUAAUAACAACUACAAUCUCAAUCACAACAACAAUAAUAACAACAACAAUAAUAGUCAUAAUGGUAUUGGUAUACAAUCUAAAACUGUGGUACCUACUAAAGCAAACUUAACUUGGUCAAGUGAUGAAGAAGAUGUUGAUAGUUUUGAUGAAAAAGAUGAUGUCAAACAAAUCAAUAUCGUUAAAGAUAUUAGUACUAGUACUUCAAAAAGUCUGACUGAAAAUAAAGAAGAAAUUAAUCAAUUACAUUCUAAAAUUGAAUCUCUUCAACUGAAAAAUGCUGAAUUAGAAGAAAAAUAUCAAAUGAUUCAACAUGAUUAUAAUUAUUUAACUUCUCAAAAUAAAUCUUUAAGUAAUGAAAUUGAAUCUUUAAGUGCUGAAAAACUUAAUUUAUUAAAUAAUCAAGAAAAGACAAGAUCAGUUAAUUUUGAUGAUGAAUUAUCGAAAUUAAAAUCGGCUAAUGCUGCUUUAAGACUUGAAAAUCAAUCAUUAAAGAAUACUACUUCUCCAGUUAAUAAACAUAUUGAUAUUAUUAAUAAUAAUAAUUCAUCAUCAACCAUUAAACCAACUUCUAAAAAAGAUGUGGAAUCAUUCAUUCAAAAAUUAAAUAAUUUAGAACUUUCUAAAUCAAAUAAUCAAACUGAUGUAAAGAAAGAAAUCUUAAAAUUACAAAAUAAAUAUGAAGAUGCUCGUUCAAAUUCAUUAUCUAAAGAAUUAUUAAAUAAAUCAUUGGAUAAAGAAAGUCUCAAACAUUUAACUUCAUCUCAUGGUUUAAUUUCCAUGAAAUUAGUAUCUGAUUUACAAUCUAUGAUUGAAUCAUUUCUUAUUUAUUUAAAUACUGAAAAUGAUUCUGAUAUUUUAUUUGAAAAAAUUUCAAAAUUAUCCGUUAUUGCCAAUGAAAUUGCAUCUCAAGGUGAAAGUCAAGUAUUAAAUAGUAAUGAAUAUUCGGUUUGUUUACGUGAAGCAGUUAGUUAUGCUCUUACUACUACCAGAUACUUUGCUGUUUAUGAUGGUAUAAUUCCCAAAGCUGUGGUUGAACGUUCUAUUGGUGAAGUUAAUUUUUCAUUAUGUGAUUUAAUUUCAUCAGUUAAAAUGAAAGAAAAUUCUUCAAAUUCAAGACAAAUUGAAUUAGAUUCAAUUAAUGAUCCAAUUAAUAAUAAUAAUAAUAAUAAUAGUAAUAAUCACAGUGUUAGUGAAGAUUUUGGGGUUAGACCAUUAAGAAUGGCAGAUAAAUUAAGAGAAGCUCAAACUUCUUUUAGUAAUGAUAAUUCAUCAAAACAACAACAACCAUCACAACAACAAGAUGAAGUUGUAACUUCUCCAAAUUCUCGUUUAGCAAGAGCUAAAGUUGCUAAUGCAUUUACAGUUUUAAGAGAAAAGAAAGAACAAGCCAAUGAACCAAAUUCUCCUAUAAAUAAUAAAAUUAAUCAAUCACCUAUAAAAGUUAGUCCAAAAAGUAAAAAUAUUAGUGCAUUAACAUCUAAAUUUGAAACUAAACAAAUUCAUGAUGAAGAACCAUUACAAAGAGGUUCACCAAAAGGUUCUAAAGCUCCUGGUAUUACAUAUCUUGCCACUAAAUUAAAUGGUUUUGAAACAUCACCAAAAGAUUCAUUUAAUAAUCAUAAUAAUAAUAAUAAUAAUAAUAAAACCACUCCUCCAAGAAAACUUAAUAUUUUAGAUAAAGUUAGACAAUUUGAAGAUCCUGAUAGUAAUAAAUCUAAUUCAUCAUCUUCACCAUUUACUAAAAAAGCAGUUAAUAAUAUUGAUUCUGAUAUUUCAAGUACUAGUAUUCCAAUGGACGAACCAAAAUUACAAGGUCAAUCUAAUUAUGGUAAUGAAGCUGAGCAUAAUAAUAAUGGUGAUCAAUUAGGUGAAGCUGCUAUUAUUACUUCAACAGGAGCUGCUGCUACUGCUGCUACUGCUGCAGUAGCUGUAGCUGGUGGAGUUGAAGCUUCUAAGGGUAAAGGUUUAUUUCAAAAUUUACGUGACAGAUUGGCUGUUAAUAAUGGUAAUGUUAAUGGUAAUGAUAACACUCAUAAUAAUGUUCAAGAUGAUGACCUUGAUCUUAAUGAAGUUCCAAAUGAUCACCAAGAAGAAGAGGACGAUGAUGAGGAAGUUGAUGGUUUUACUACCAUUAAAAAACCGGUUAAAUCAGUAUCAUAUCUGGAAGAUACUAAAAGUGGAGCUAAUAAUGGAACUGUAACGAAGCCACGUCAAGUGGUGGAAGAAAAUGAAGAUGAAGAAGAAGAAGAAGAAGAAGAUGAUGAUGAUGAAACUGAAGAAGAGAUUGAAGCUAGACAAAGACAAGAAUAUCGUAAAUCAAUGGCAGCUGCUACUUUCAAUGUUAAUUUAUUUGAUAUUGAUGAUCCCGAUAAUACUUUAACUCAAGUUUUAUUAUAUUUGGAGCAUCAAACAGUUGAAGUUAUAUCUACUAUUCAAUCAUUAUUAGCCACUAUUAAGAAACCUAACGCUACUAGAGGUGAUUUAAGAGAUAAAUCAAAAGCCAUUACUAUUGUUAUAUCUCAAAUGACAGAAGCCACUAAUACAUCGAUGAAUCAAACUCGUAAUGCUCAAUUAAAAGAACAUGGUAGUUGGGUUGUUAAAAGUUUAGAAGAUUGUCAUCAUCGUAUGAUAAUUUUAUGUCGACCAAAGGAAGGAAUUGAGAAUGAUGAUUCUCAAUUUGCUGAUAAGAAUUUUAAACAAAGAUUAGCAGGAAUAUCAUUUGAUAUUGCUAAAUGUACGAAAGAAUUAGUUAAAACUGUUGAAGAAGCUAGUCUUAAAGAAGAUAUUGAACAACUUGAUGCAAGAAUUAAGCAUGGUAAUGGUAUUUAAAUUUAGAGUUAGAAAACAUAUAGUUUUGCUUUUAAAAAAUUGUAACAUAGAAAU